Molecule: messenger RNA, 2466 nt
Organism: Lycium barbarum (goji berry)
Lineage: Eukaryota; Viridiplantae; Streptophyta; Magnoliopsida; Solanales; Solanaceae
Exons: 4
Coding region: 1-2466 (821 amino acids)
Molecular function (GO): catalytic activity
Source: RefSeq, a predicted model, not a curated record
AUGGAGGAGCAUAGUGGAGCGGAGGAAGAGGAGCGUAGGGGAGCGGCGGUGAGUGGAGAGUGGGGUAGCGGCGGUGUGAGAUGGAAAGGAGAAGAGAGAAAGAGAGGUAGGGUAGAGAUAAUGAGACGUUGGGGUGCGGUGGUGAUGAUAAAAAGGGGAAAGAGAAAGAGAGGAGAUGUUGGUACCCCUCUUUCUAUGGAUAUGGCCACUGAAAACAGGACUAGACCUAGUAUGGCAAAGGUUAGAGUGGAAGUUGAUCUAAAUAAGCCAAAAAUUGACUCUGUUUGGAUUGGUAUAGAAGAUGAAGAUUGUCCGUUGAAAGGUUUUACUCAAAAAUUUGAGUAUGAGAAUGUACCGAAGUUCUGUAGACACUGCAAAUUAAUUGGUCAUACUAUUUUGCAAUGUAGACAUGCUGAAAAAAAGAAAGCUGAGGCUAAAGAUAAUCAAAAAACUGAAGAGGUAAAAGAGGCAGGGGAAAAAGAGAAUGAUAGUCACAGUGAGAUCCAACAGUCCAAGGACAGUAGCAAGGACGAAGCACAGGUGAAAAAUGAUGGAAGGAAAGAGGUGGAAAACAAAAAUCAAAAGAAAGAAAUCACUGAGAAUGAACAACAGGCAAAGGAGAGGGAGGAAGCUCUUACCAUUAAUGAAAGGAUCAAAACCAAGAAGAAGAAAAAUAAGGUGCAUUUCAAAAACAUUAGUGGGAGAUCCCAUAAAAAGGAGCAGGGGAAUAACAAAGAAGAGAAUGGAAAAGAGGAUAUUACUACUGAUAAUGAGGAGGAGGACACUGAAAGGAAGAGCAACAAAAGGAAGAAGAAUAUCAAGGAAGACACUCAUGAAGGAAAGGGAAAUGGAAAACAAAUGUCUCAAGAAAGUAAGGUGAAGGAUAAUAAAGAUGAGAUUGACAGCAGUGAUCAAAGAUCUCAAGAAAGAAAUGGGACUGAUAACAAAGAAGAAGAGGAGGAAAUCUCGACUAGCUUAAGUUCCAGAUUCAAAGAUUGUGAGGGCAUAAACCUGGUGGUAGAUCUAAACUGUGAAAAUGAUAAACAGGAAGAUGAUUUUGAAGGCAACUCUGAUGACGAAGUGGUUGAAAGCCUAAUUCAAUUUUUUGCACCAAAUACUAUCCAUAACAAGGAAGAAAAGGAAAUUACCCUCAAAUUUAAUCAUAAUAUUAGAGAUCAGUUUGUGUACAUCACUGCUGUCUAUGCCAAGUGCACUUCUACUGAAAGGAAAGAUUUAUGGGAUAGCCUAGCCACUGUUAGUGCUAAUAUUGAUGCACCUUGGUGCAUUGGUGGUGAUUUUAAUGUUAUAAUGGACUCUAAUGAAAAGAUGGGUGGUUUACCUCACAGAGCCUAUAAAAGUAUUGACUUUAUUAGCUGUAUGGAUCAAUGUGGGGUAACUGAUAUUGGUUUUGUGGGUUCUAAGUAUACUUGGUGCAACAACUGGGAGCCUAGAUACAAAAUUCGAAAAAGAUUAGAUAGAAUUUUAGUGAAUGAUCAAUGGGAACAGAAAUUUCAGAAAAAUAUGGUUAAGCACUUGGCCAGAACUGGUUCUGACCAUAGACCCUUGUUACUAAAGUGUCAGGAUACUUCUAAUAAUUUUAUUAGCUAUUUUAGAUUCCUAAAUUUUUGGACAGAACAGGAAGAUUUCUUGGAGGUGGUCCAGAAUGUGUGGGAUGAGAAUAUUCCUGGUAAUGCUAUGUGGAGGCUGCAUCAAAAAUUAAAGUUGCUUAGUAAAAGACUCAUAGACUGGUCUAGGAUCACUAUUGGCAAUGUUCAUGACCAGACUAAGGAAUGGGAAGAAAAAUUACAAGCCUUAGAAGACCUGGAAUUGAUUGAUAAUAGUGACCAAGUAAGAAAAGACUUAAACAGGACUCAUGCUGAAUACAUUAGAUGGCAAUUCAUGCAAGAUUCAUUACUCAAACAAAAGUCCCAAAUGAAGUGGUUUGAAGAAGGUGAUGGUAAUACUAGAUACUUCCAUAGUGUAGUCAGAGAGAAAAGACGAAGACUGCAUAUCCAUAGAAUCAAGAACAGUAAAGGUAAAUGGAUGCACAGUGAAGGCAAGAUUGGAAACUCUGCCGUGAGACAUUUUGAGAGGCUGUUUUGCAAUCAGAAGAGGAAUGUGGAUAAUGAGCUGCUUAAUGUGAUACCAAGAAUCAUCACUGAAAAUGACAAUGAGAUGCUUAAUAUUUUACCAGAGGAAGAGGAAAUUCAAAAAGCUAUCUUUAGCAUGAGCCCCACUAGUUCAGCAGGACCAGAUGGAUACACAGGAAGGUUUUAUCAAAAAUGCUGGCAAAUCAUCAAAAGGGAAGUUAUUGAAUUUGUCCAAGAAUUUUUCAAGGGCAGUCCUAUCUCAAGAUAUUUUACUCAUACUUGUUUAGCUCUAAUCCCUAAAGUGAAUCCCCCUACUACUUUUUCAGAAGUAAGACCUAUCAGUCUUAGUAAUUUUUCCGAAUGUCAAUUAUUCUAA